ACCAGGGAGGGGGGGAUGGCGGAGCGGGCGCCCGAGCCCGAGGCGGAGGCGGAGGCGGAGGCUGAGGCUGAGGCGGGCGCAGGCGGGGAGGCGGCGGGCCGCAAGGCGCGGGGCCGGCCGCGGCUCACGGAGUCCGACCGGGCCCGGCGGCGGCUCGAGUCCCGGAAGAAGUACGACGUGCGGCGCGUGUACCUGGGCGAGGCGCACGGGCCCUGGGUGGACCUGCGGCGCCGCAGCGGCUGGAGCGACGCCAAGCUCGCCGCCUACCUCAUCUCUCUGGAGCGUGGCCAGCGUAGCGGCCGCCACGGGAAGCCUUGGGAGCAAGUCCCGAAAAAGCCAAAGCGGAAGAAAAGGCGGCGCCGCAACGUGAACUGCCUGAAGAACGUGGUCAUCUGGUACGAGGACCACAAGCACCGCUGCCCCUACGAACCGCACCUGGUCGAGCUGGACCCCACCUUCGGGCUGUAUACCACGGCCGUGUGGCAGUGCGAGGCCGGCCACCGCUACUUCCAGGACCUGCACUCGCCCCUGAAACCGCUGAGCGAUUCAGACCCCGACAGUGACAAAGUGGGCCAUGGCCUGGCGGCUGGUAGCUCCGACACAUCCAGCUCCAGCUCCAGCUCCGACUCCGAGGAGCCCUCUGAGGGUCCCCUGGCCAAGGGGAGUGCGGGGGCCGCUGCGGCCGUCACCCCCGCCAGCCCAGCAGGCAGCAGCGGCCUCAUCACGCAGGAGGGUGUGCACAUCCCCUUCGACCUCCACCACGUGGACAGCCUGGCCGAGCCAGGAGCCCCGCUAGGCCCCGGCCCGGCCGCCAGCGGGCCCGAUGCCCUGGAGACGGUGGUAUGUGUGCCCGUGCCCGUACAGGUGGGCACGGGGCCCGGUGGCCUCUUCGACAACGUGCCUCAGGAGGCAUUGGGCGAGGUGGUCGCCAGCUGCCCGGUGCCCGGCAUGGUGUCCGGCUCACAGGUCAUCAUCAUCGCCGGCCCCACCUACGAUGCCCUCACGGCCGAGGGCCUGCACCUCAACGUGGCGGCGGGCAGCGGGGCAUCUGGCGGCGGUGGACUGGGCGACCAGGUGCCCUGUGCCAUGAUGGAGGGCGUGGCGGCCUACACCCAGACGGAGCCCGAGGGCAGCCAGCCGGGCACGCUGGACCCCACCGCACUGGCCACCAUCGAGACUAAGAAAGAGAAGGAGGACCUGUAUGUACUCAAGAAGGAGGAGCGGGAGGAGCCCCUGGCCCCAGAGCUGGCCGAGUUGACGGCGGCGGUGCCUGAGGCCGAUGGGGAGUUCCUGGACAGCAGUGACGUGUCCGCCAUCAUCUACGAGAUCCCCAAGGAGCCGGAGAAGCGGCGUCGGAGCAAGCGCUCCCGGGUGACUGAUGCUGACGGGCUGCUGGAGAUGUUUCACUGUCCCCACGAGGGCUGCGGCCAGGUCUACGCCGCCCUCAGCAGUUUCCAGAACCAUGUCAACCUCGUGCACCGGAAGGGGAAGACCAAAGUGUGUCCGCACCCUGGCUGCGGCAAGAAGUUCUACUUGUCCAAUCAUCUGCGGCGACACAUGAUCAUCCACUCUGGGGUCCGUGAAUUUACCUGUGAAACCUGUGGCAAGUCCUUCAAAAGGAAGAAUCACCUGGAGGUGCAUCGGCGCACGCACACUGGGGAGACACCCCUGCAGUGCGAGAUCUGCGGCUACCAGUGCAGGCAGCGCGCCUCGCUCAACUGGCACAUGAAGAAGCACACGGCGGAGGUGCAGUACAACUUCACGUGCGAGCGCUGCGGGAAGCGCUUCGAGAAGCUGGACAGUGUCAAGUUCCACACGCUGAAAAGCCACCCGGACCACAAGCCCACCUGACCCACGGACCACCCUCUGACCGCCCCUAUUUAUUUGACCGCUGGGACACCAGGCCAGGGCUCUGCUGAGGCCCGGCGAGCAGCGGGGGCCGCCUGGACCGCGGGCCGGGCUGGAAGGAGGCGCCCCUGCCCCGCCCCAGGGCUGGGUCCCCGGGGCAGGUUC
This is a messenger RNA of Sorex fumeus (smoky shrew), 2013 nucleotides long. It is a transcript of the gene ZNF653, whose product is annotated as zinc finger protein 653. The record is from RefSeq and is a predicted model, not a curated record. NCBI's taxonomy places the organism in Eukaryota, Metazoa, Chordata, Mammalia, Eulipotyphla, Soricidae. Gene Ontology annotation, molecular function: transcription coregulator activity. Gene Ontology annotation, cellular component: nucleus. The coding region runs from base 16 to 1851 and encodes 611 amino acids. The transcript is spliced from 9 exons. Gene Ontology annotation, biological process: regulation of transcription by RNA polymerase II.